Messenger RNA from Phoenix dactylifera (date palm), 686 nucleotides. The record is from RefSeq and is a predicted model, not a curated record. NCBI's taxonomy places the organism in Eukaryota, Viridiplantae, Streptophyta, Magnoliopsida, Arecales, Arecaceae.
CUCAAACCAUUAUUCUCCUCCCACAAGCCCUUGCCAUUCUGUUAGUCUCUUCUAUCAACUUAAUAAUAUUUACGUUAUGGCUUCCAAAGCCUUUUCCUCCACCGCACUUCUCCUCAUCUCUCUCAACCUCCUUUUCUUCUCCUUGGCCUCCUCUCACUACGUCCCAUGCCCACCUCCCCCCUACAAGCCCAAACCUUCUCCCAAGCCAUCCCCAACGCCAGCCUACCCUUCCUGCCCCAGGGAUGCUCUCGAGUUGGGCGUGUGCGCCAACGUGCUCCAAGGCUUGAUCAACCUCCAACUUGGUAAUCCGCCAAAGAAACCAUGCUGCAGCCUUCUCGAGGACCUCGUUGAUCUCGAAGCAGCCGUCUGCCUCUGCACUGCCAUCAAGGCCAAUAUCUUGGGCAUUAACCUCAACGUCCCCGUCGACCUAAGCCUGCUUCUUAACUACUGCGGCAAGAAGGUCCCAGCCGGAUACGCGUGCGCUUAGAUGUUUCCAUCCUCCGUCUCCCUCCAUCUAUCAUGUUCCAAGUCUAUGUACUUUGUGUUGGGUUCAAAAAGCUCUUGCAUUUAUGGUGAUGUUUUAGUCUUAGGAUCUUAAAAGGUGGAACGCUCGGUACUCCUAUGACAUUCCAUCUCCAAUUAUAAUAAUUAAAUACAGUACGAUGCUAAAUAAGUACUGUUUGUAA